AUGAAGCUCACCAAGUUUUUGAGGUUUGGCAACAAGAAGGGCGCGCCGACGACCGGCAAGGAGUACUCGGAUCUGGGUAUUGAGGCCAAGGUGGACCAGCUGGAGCGUCUGCGGCGGCUCAACGAUGCGCUGGUGGCCCAUUCGAUCGGGAUCUCGCAGCGCUACUACGACGAAACGGCGGCCGUCUGCCACGUCAUCAUCGAACAUCUCUCCGCCGGCCUCCAGAUGAUGAGCAUGUCCUCAACGGCCCAGAAUCCCGAGUUCAGCAAAUUCCUGGCCCACAAGUACGAGCUACUCGACCAGAUCGGCCUCGAGCAGCGCCGCUUCUACUUCAACAUCCAGGAGAAGGUGAUCCUGACGCUUCGCGAAUGGCGCAACGGCGACUACAACCUCAUCCGCAGCGAGGUCAACAAGCUGAGCAUGUACAGGAAGAAGCUGCUCACCCACAAGUACAAUGAUGCCUCGAUCCAGCACCAGGUGCUGCGCGAACGGCUGCAAUCUGAGCACGACAAGCAGUUGCUGCUGGUGAUGAACCUCCUCGCCGGCAUCGACCGCGUCCAGUACACGCACUUCCUCGUCAUCUGCGACCUCGUGACGAUCGUCGUCGAGUACGGCCGAGCCGUCGAGCGCAUCCUCGAGCCGACCGCCGACAACGAGACGCCGCUGAUGGCCAAU
This is a messenger RNA of Mesorhabditis spiculigera, 675 nucleotides long. Lineage: Eukaryota; Metazoa; Nematoda; Chromadorea; Rhabditida; Rhabditidae. The record is from the annotation of a GenBank genome assembly.